UGUUGGAAGAACGAAGACAAACUGUCAGAAUUUAUCCAUCUUCAAACGUCAAAAUGGCAUCGAAAUCAUUCGCCAACAUGAUUGAGUUCAUGUCACUUGUGGGCCAACUUAAGCAUGUGAAAAGGACAGGCUGGGUGCGGAAAAAAGUACAGGACCCCGAGAGUGUGGCUGGGCACAUGUACCGCAUGGCAGUUCUCUCCCUUUGCUUUAGCAGCUCUGCGGGUGUUGAUAAGGACAAAUGUCUAAAACUGAGCUUGGUUCAUGACCUGGCAGAGAGCAUUGUGGGAGAUAUAGCCCCAUCGGAUGGUGUCAGUAAGCAGGAGAAGCAGAAACGAGAAGAGGCUGCCAUGAAGUACAUCUGCAGGUUAGUGAAUCCAGACCUGGGGACAGAGCUGUACUCAAUCUGGGAAGAGUACGAGAAUCAGACGAGUAAAGAGGCAGAGUUUGUGAAGGAUUUAGAUCGGUUUGAGAUGAUCCUCCAGGCUCAUGAAUAUGAACAGGACGAUCAGCAGAAGGUCAACCUUCAAGAGUUUUUUGACUCGACAAGAGGAAAAUUUCAAACAAAAACUGUCGAUGAAUGGUCUAAAGGUUUAGAAGAGAUAAGGAAUUCAUGUAAGAUUGCAUGUAAAGAAGAUCCCACGAGUUGACUGGAGACAUUGGCCAGAGAUUGUGCAAAAUCGCAAUUCGGUCAUUUGACCACUUCACAGUGAAAUCACGAAGCGUUACAUGAACUUCAUGUAAAUCGGCCAUAGAAUGCUAUUGCGCUGUUGUUUUUUUUGUUUACGAAAGUGUAAAAGUGUUCAAAGUCAUGAAUACAACUCAGUGUCACGUUGUCCUGGACUGUGCUCCUCGCUAUGUGCAUAUAUGUAUGCUACCUUUAUUACAGAGAAGGUGAAGAAAUUGUCUCAUGAACACUAAAUGUUGGGUAAUAUAAUCAGAAGUACAAAAAUGGAGAGAAGUGUGCUUCUUUUUGGGUGUCUUUUGGGGGAUUCCCCAUCUGAGUACUCCCAUUUCACGUAGAUCGGUGUAGACGGUCACAGCAUUGGUCGAUCGGACAUUUCUGUUUAUAGACGAAUUAUUUCUUGUAACUGUGUAUUUUCGGUAACAUCAUCCCAGUGACCUAUCAGUUAAGAGGGAGUAAAGACUAACUACCAUAUUACACGGUAUGAGUGGCAAACUUAUCUCGGUUUAUGUAAUUCUAGAAUGGUAUAGUGUGCUGAAGCUUUGUUUUUAAAAUGGCAGCCCGUGGUGUUUGCAAUCAGCAUACAUGUCUAUGAUUGUUUGUAAGUCAAUAAAGAAUGUAUAGGAAACCGUAUAGGCAUUAAACUACAGCUAUCGCAAAGCGCCAUCAGCGGCCAGUCCGGAAAUUAUGAAGACGAUGUAUUCCCGAGCAUUGACGGAAAAUUUGCAUAAAACGGAUCGGUUAUUAAAAAUAUAAAAUUUGUCUCAAAAUGAAAAAAGGAUCUCGUUGUUUUGACACAUCUUUCUUCGUUUGCCUUAAAAUUAUACCCGUAGUUUUACAGUACCUUUUCAUGUAUCCUUCAAGAAUCUUGGCAAAUACCAGAUAUCUCCCAAUUUAUAUUUGACCAUACUUUGAUGUACACUAAACAUUGCAAAAGAAAAGACAUCAAAAUUACAAAUGAUAUCAUUGGUUGCUUGUUGUGCUGUGUUAAGGGACAGGGACAAAGAAUAAAUAUACAGAUCUGCAAACAACGUCCAGAUAGAUUCAUUUCUGUUAUACAGUCAUUUUGAGCUGUAACAAUCAGCUAUGAAGUCUGUCGACAAUUAUACAGGUAUCACCUAGUUCAUACAGCUCUGGGAGAUCUUUGGAAGUCAUGGAAUUUAAAAUUAUUAUUGUCAGACCUUGCAAGCCAUGGAAUGUGUGUGUAGCUUAUUGAAUUUCUCGGGUGCCUCCGUGGCUCAGCUCCUCAGCGCGCUAGCACAGUGUACUGACCCCCAGGGACCUCUCACCAAUGCGGUCGCUGUCAGUUUAAGUCCAGCUCAUGCUGGCUUCCUCUCCGGCCAUAUGUGAGAAGGUCUGCCAGAAGCUGGACGGUCGUGGGUUUCCGCCGGGCUCUGCCCGGUUUCCUACCACCAUAAUGCCGGCCGCCUUCG
This is a messenger RNA of Liolophura sinensis, 2115 nucleotides long. RefSeq names its product 5'-deoxynucleotidase HDDC2-like. The transcript has 6 exons. Gene Ontology annotation, cellular component: cytoplasm. Gene Ontology annotation, molecular function: 5'-deoxynucleotidase activity. NCBI's taxonomy places the organism in Eukaryota, Metazoa, Mollusca, Polyplacophora, Chitonida, Chitonidae. The record is from RefSeq and is a predicted model, not a curated record. The coding region runs from base 54 to 647 and encodes 197 amino acids.